GUUCGAAUACUUGUAAAUCAUAUUAUGAUAAGGUAAAAGAAUUCGUGUACAAUUUUACAAAGAUCAUGCAAGUAAUAUUAUUGAUAGGUUUUAUUCUUAUUUUCAGUUUAGACGACACACAUGGAAGUAGCAAAUGCUACAAGUCCAGGAUCUGUAUCCACACAAAUAAAGAAAAAUGCGGAAAGAACAGAGACGGAGAAGUCAGGCGAUUCUUAGACUCUUGUGACAUGAAGGAAUUUAACUGCCUGGAAGAUACUAAUUACGUUCCAACAAAUUAUGAAGAAUGUGAGGAUUUACCUGAACUAGAUGCACCUGAAUCACAGCCUGAAAGGACCAAGGCAAACGAGCCUGAGGAAUCCGAUGAAGUCAGUGAAUCUGAAUAUAACAAGCCAGACGAAUAUAAAAGCAAAACAGAGAAGCAAGAUGAAAGUUCUCUAGGAUCUGCAGAGUCAUUGACACCGUUAUCUGAUGUAUUAGUCAACGGACCAGAAGAGUACGAAGGGGUUACUGAGGAUGAUGUUGAAACUGAAAAGAUAGGUGGAGACGGUGUUGAAGAGGCAUUAUAUGAAGUAAAAGAACUGAAUAAUCGUUUGGUAAAGACACCCACUGUCGAGGGGUACAAAUACGAUAGAAAUAAAAACUUUGGAAAUAACAAUGAAAACAAUAGGGAUGUGAGCGGAAAUAGGAAAGUCGUGAGUGGCGAGGAAUCAGGAAUAGAAAACGCCGAAUAGUUUUUCGAUAAACCGUUUUUCGUAAUCAGGGUUCGAGCCAAUUGAAUCGAUGAUAUUACAAUAUAUAAGGAUUAAAAUUAAAAAU
Aricia agestis (brown argus) is the source of this 816-nucleotide messenger RNA. RefSeq lists its product as uncharacterized. The record is from RefSeq and is a predicted model, not a curated record. Bases 66 to 731 code for a protein of 221 amino acids. NCBI's taxonomy places the organism in Eukaryota, Metazoa, Arthropoda, Insecta, Lepidoptera, Lycaenidae. The transcript is spliced from 4 exons.